AUGGCCGAUCAGCCACUGAAAGAUUGGACUGGAAAGAAAAAUCUUCAUUCCUCGAGCGACUGGUCGAAUUCUAAUGAGAAUCCCAAAGUGACUAACGGCGAAAGUAUAUGGCUUCGUGAUUCCGAACCUCGCGAAAUUCUCGUCAAUUCUGACUCGAGCAAGGACGAAAAGUUACAUGUCGGUACCGACCCGCGGGAUCAAUUAGAAGUCGUAUCGUUGCACGAACCAAUAUAUGCAAAUGAUUUCGCCGCUUUACGGGGACCUCCGGUUUUAAUCAGAAAUGAUACAACUCGAAAUGCACCGUCAUCGCUGGAGUCUUUGAAGAAAACUGUGCUGGCAUUAAGAAAUAGUUUGAUGUUGGGCUAUACAAGGAAAAAUAUAAUAUCGAGAAGGGGAUCUAACUGGUGGAAGCCAAGAUCGAGCGUCGAAGUAUACGAUUUUGGAGGUGAUUUUGAUCAUUCAAAUGAAGAAACAAUACGAAAGCUAAAGAGAGCAAAAAAUGCAGAAAAUGAAGACGAGGGUGGAUCGAGGAUUUUUCAAGGAACAGAGUUUCAAGGAUCAUAUGGGAAACAAGACUCGAAAGAACCGCACAAUCGCAGCAAACGCAGUAGGAAUUUCGUCGCAGAUUCGAAUUAUACAAAUAAUCGGAGAGACAUUCCUGAAAACAACAGGAAACCUCAAAUGAUUAAAAACGUUUUCGAAAAUGCAACUACACAAAAUACUGAAAAAGUUGUCAUGAAAUUGUAUUCCAGUUAUUUCAACGAUGGAAAAAAUUCGACAAACGUUUCAAACAAAACAAACAUUUCGGAUUCACAGUAUUUGUUAGACGAAGGGUCUCUUUUAAAUAAUUAUCUCAAUAAUUCCACAAUUACCCCGUCAAUAGCUAACAAAACACAUAUCUCUGAACCAAGAUACCCUUCACAUACAGAGGCAUAUUUAAAUGAUUAUUUCAUCGACGACAAAUCAUUAUUUGUCAUUAAAACGGAUCUUCAAACGCAUUCACCACAACGUAUCACCAAAAGUAAAGUUCCAACGAACUCGAAGGAAAUCAGUCAACAAUCCACAAUUGAGACGACAUUAAAAAGUAUAGAACAUAGAGUGGAGAAUCGUGCUGAAUCGCCAGAUUUCGAAAAGAAUUCAUUCACUGUACCGAACGCAUUCACCGAUCCGAUAAAUGAUAUCGAUGAUUCUGGGAAAUUUCUGAAAAAUCGAAGCGGCGAGGAGAAAUUAGUAGUCGCGGAGCAAAAAAUAUCGCGACUCGGUAUGAAUGACGGACAAUCGAAGGGCACGGAAAAGGAGAUUCCCCGGGGAAAUACAUCGCAUGGCUUCGGCAUCGCGACAAAUGAAUUGUGGAGCUGCGUCGAAACAACCAUGGCCAUUAGAGAAAAAGAGAUCGAGGCAGACGGAACGCGAAAGCAAAACCGCGAACCGAUACCCGGUGUGAUCAAGGUCUGUGAGCCUCGAGGGCGUCCGUAUCAAAAGCAGGAGGCAGAGACAACGACGAGAUUGUCUCGGCGAAUGGGAAAAGAUGGAAUGUCCGUGGCGAGGAUGAAGACGCUCGAAGAUGAAGUCGACAAGUCAAGAAAUACAAAUGCAAAGGAGGACCCUUCGACUUCGCCGAUUGAUUCUGUCACCGAUGCGGCAAUGAAGCCGGAAGCCGCAUAUAUAAACACGUCUGAGACUGGUGAGUCGAUAAUACUGAGGAAUCUCACUUCGGUAACUGUAGACAACGAUUUGCUAAAGCAGCAACAGAUGGUUCCGUCUCUAAGUGCGGAGAAUAGGUACGCAAAUAAAUCGAAUGGAAAUUUGGACACCGACAGAAUCGAUAUUCGUAUUCUCGGGUCAAACGGAAAUGAGACUAUGAAUGUAAAGGAAGGUACACGAACUACAAUCAAGGCUCACGAGUAUCACCGAUCCGAUAAUAAUUUACAGAGGAAAUUAUUAUGGACUUGCACGAUUCCAGGCGACGGUGAAACUAAGCGAGCUUCAUCGAGCACGAGAUCUGUUUUUAAUAACGUGAGUGAAAGUGAUAUCGAAAAUGUCACGAAUGAGAAUCGACGGCACAGUGAAGUAAUCGGUUCUGCAAAUUUAAGAAAAUUAUUUACUAAAGUCAACCGCGAAGAUAAAAUUGAAGGAAGUCAAAUAUCGCAAGGUGCUUUAAAUUCUCAGAUAUCCGAUACAAAUCAUUAUGCUCGUUACAAACGGGCUUCUAUAUAUCCUUAUGAAAAUCUCGAAUCCAGUAAUGAAGCAGACUCCGAAAAUAUAGCAGUCGAGAAAGAAGCGGCGAUAAAUCACGGUGAGAAACAGGAAAGCAAUGAAGACUAUCUAAAUAAGAAUGUCGAAGAACUUCAGGGGAGCUAUAAUGACAGAGAAGAAGAUAUAUUCCAAGAUGAUGACAAAGCGAUGGAAAGCAAGAGAGGGGGACAAUCUUCACUCAGGCAACAAAUCGACCCUAUAAGAGCUAAAGUUGACAUGUUGAUUAAGCAAAAGCUUAACAAGAAACAUAAGGACAGAGGCGUUUACAGGAAAAAGAGACAUAGUAUGCUGGUCGAAUAUUAUGAUUAUGACGAUGACGAAGAGCAAGAGAGCGAUGCGCCAAUAAACCAACAGGAGACUCGAAAUAAAGACAAGCUGUCACUUUACGCGAAGAUAAGAAAGCGCGACGGCAAGUCGCCAAGUAAGGCAGGCGGCUUAGGGAAGAAGAAGAACGAAAACGCCGAAGCGGUGAUGAAAGAAGAACUCAGAAGGGCACGUGUGAAGAACAAGGAGCCAAAAGAAGAAAUUGUCAUUGAUCUUGGCAAACGUAAGAAUAAGACGAGCGAUCGAAACGAUAAGAAGUCAUUCGGUUCGUUAGGAUCUAGCUUCGAAAAUGUGUUGAAUGAGGAAAGGCAAUUAUCGACCGAGGAAAAUUCGGAUAAAAUUGACCAGAGCAAGGAUUUUCAGAAUAAUCUUUAUCCUGAAGAAACAGCUGCCGUGAAGUCGAAAUGGUUGGAUGAACCACUUGAGGACAGAAUGGCAUUGUCGAAGAAGAAUUCAGAGCCACUAGAAGACAGCUGUGAGAAGAAAAUUAGCUUAAACGAACCUUCGGAGUACACGGCCAAUGUAGACGUAAAUCCCGAUGUUAUAAAAAAUAUUUUAUUGGACAUUCGGCCUAUCGAGAUUUUGGAACAAACCAGAGAGUUGGGAGCUUCGAAAGACUUCUACGAAGAUUUUGGAGACGACCGAAUGGUCGAGAGAUCUAAUGAUUUAUUUCGUAGACCAGAUGAUCAUUACUAUUAUCAUCAAGAGAACGAUUCAAACAAUAUCGAGUCUCUGUAUGAGGAGUUGAAGAACGUGUACGAUUGGCCCGAUAGUGAAUUAAAGAGUGGAGGAUCCCGACUCAAAGGCGAUCAAAGACUACACUAUGAAUCAGAUGAUACGCUUGAUACAAAUCCCUCUCAAUUACAGCCAUUGAACGAUAGAUUCCUCGGCUCGGUUCAAAACGGCAUUGCACAAAGAAGAUUCCAAUCGAUUAAUGCAUCUUGGAUGAGCGAUUCCGAGCAGAGCUCGACAGAGGAAAAUUCACCAAAUAUGUUUUCCGUCAGACCAACCACCGAAUCGAGAGGGUCCACGGGGCAAUCAAUAAUCGAUAAGGAUUCCGGUUCUCCGCACGAAAAUAGCAAAUAUGUCGAGUCCAAGGCACACGAAGUACUCAAGCGAAAUCUAAAUUUGGAAAAACAGUCGGCAAUUAGUUCGCGAGACUUGCAAGACGAGUCGUUCGUGGAAUCUCUAGAUUGGCAUGAUGAUUUCGAUGAUAAUGUGAGGGUUAGAUUAGGCAGAGGAUUGAAAGCCAUAAACGAAACAGUGACUUCCGACUUCGAUAAAACUUACGAUCACGAUGAUAAAUUGGACGUGGCAAAUGCGACUAAUGUAAAUUCUACGUCUGCUCGAGUUUCUUCGCAAACUAUUUACGACAAUUCGUCGAUGUCACAAAAUCGGCACGGCAACACGGCUAAGGAUUUAUACGAUAUAUUUAACAAUCGUGACGUGUCUGCUCAAAGCGUUAAAAAUGUUCAAGAAUCGAUUUUAAUGAAUACGGUUAAUAUGGAUGGCGACAAGGAUCUCGAAGCUGCCGAGCAAAACCGCGUAAAUAAUCGAACACCGAGAAUCAGAAGGGCUGUUUCGUACCGCGCGUUUUACGACGACCUGAAUCAGAAUCAACGCGAUUCCGACGAAAUGGGCAGAAGUCUGGGCACCCGGUUCGAUUCUCCGAAUAUCCUCAAAAAUCGGCUCGAUGGAGUGUACCGCGGAUAUGAGACCGGAAGCUGGAACAGUGACACGCGAGAUCUUGAUCAGUACUUGAAAAUCCCGCGAAGCAAUACGAGGAGAAAGAGGAAACCCGGAAAGAAGAGUAAGAAGAAUAAGCACUCUUCCGGGAAACACGCGGGGAAAAGUAGUUCACGUUCUUCUUCAAGUAGAAACAGAAGACAUCACGCGCAUCGAUCUGACAUGUCGGAGAACGUUAACCGAAGUGAUUUAAAGCCGAAGCCGAGGAACAAAGCCGAAGCGUCUCCUUUGAUUGGACGUACCAGAAUUCAGAAGAGCAAAACGGCCGAGCGAGGACUGCUUCGCGCAGGGAUGAACGAGGCGUCGGGCGAAAAAGUGCUUUACGAGAACGCGGAGAAUCAGAGUACAGUGAAGCCGGAGGAGGACGGCGAUGCACGGAGAAAGGAAAUUACGCUGCUCCUCGCAGCCGACAACAUUGACGACGAGUCGCAGAUGGACGUGGCUCUUCACGGCGAACUGGCUGGGAAAAUCGUAGAGCAAAUAUUCCAACAGGUCCAAAAAAAUGAUCAAUUGAAGGGCGUCUUUGGUCCUGGGCUUCACCGCGAUCACAAAACGGAAGACGUGAUAACGGGUAACACUUAUCGACAAGGACUCGACCAAGAUGGAACGAAUCACACGGAAACGAUAGUAAAGAGAGUUAUGGGGCUCCUCGGUACGCUAAUUCUAAAUGAAGUGCAAGAGAAAACUUGCAUUUCUUUAUCACCGGGUAUGAGAGAAUUUUUAGGAUGGAUGCUGGAGGUGGAUCGAGAGGAGGAAUCGUUGCAAGAAGCACCGCCGCUGCCAUUGAUCCGUGAGAAAAUUAUUCCGGAGCAAGACACGGGACACAAAUUCCUGUUUGACAGCACUUCCGAGCCAGAGGGAGGAGAAAAUAUUAAUGAUCUACAGAAAAAGGUGAAGGUAUUGGAAACUCUAGUGAAGGAAUAUAACGCCCUGACUGCAAGAGAGAAAACGAGGGUCCAAGCAGUCCACGAUUAUUUGAUGCGGCAGUUAGACCAGCUUUUGCGGUACAUCGAAGCGCGAGAAACUGCGGAAACAAAAAGGAAGCCUACAUCGGGGUUGAUUGGCACGGCCAGAGCUGGAAGCGGAAACAUCUUACAGUAUCAAAGCGCAGUACCUAAUGCCACGAAUGCUGGCCACUCGAUGACAAGAAAAGAUACGUUCUCGUUGCCGAUUGAUACGCAUCAUCUUUUUCAGUUUAACAACGUCUCAUUCGAAACGACAAAUAAACGACUUCACGACAGUCACGCUGCAUCUCGUCACAGAGAAACGCGUAGCCUCGAUAAAAUUCCAUCGAAACGACGACGACAUCGCGAAAUGAAACGCCGCAAGUUCCGCAAUCAGAAGAAGAACGGAAAUCGUAAGAAAUCGAAAUACAGGCACAAUAAAUACCGCAAGCACCUGGAUCGCGCGGGAUCGCUGCCGGGAUAUAGGAAAUCGCGACCGAAACGUGCAAAUCCUGACGAAAACGAUCAGGCUUCGCUUUAUUAUUUAAGCUACGAGAAGCCAAGAAUUUACGAUUCGUUCGAUCUUGUCGAUGCCAAGUUGCGAGGGAGGAGAAAGAAGAGGAAACGGGAAUUAGUCGGUAAGAAAAACGCGGCAAUUGGGAAUGACAGGCUACCCGAUUUGUUAGCAAUAAAAGGGAAGAAUCGCAUGGAGGACGAAGUGAUACUCCUCAACAAGCGCGAAGCUUGGAAAAGGGAGAAUGAGGAACAGCUGGAGGAGGUCGCCUUCGGCAAAGACAUGAGGAAUUGCGCGAGGAGGGAGAGGGAGCGAUUGGAGAAAUUGACGGAAGGAGAUAAACGUAAACCGAUCAAUGAGACGAGCUCCAGAAUGAAGCGGGAGAACAUAAUUCGCGGGACAUCGACUGACAAGGGUACAAAUUACCCCGAUAAAUCUCACACGGCGUUCGAAAUUCAUGACGGCGGAUCGUGGAAUAAUUCGGAGAUAAGUAACAAUAACGGCACGGGGCACGAGAAUAAGCUAGAAUUGGCUGAGCGAAGGAUCAAUGUUUUCGCGGAUAACAAAACCAAUGCGGCAAUUGAUUCCGCGGCUGCGGAAGCCAGCAUGGAAGAAAAGUUAGCGACAAAUGCGGGAGCCAAUAACCAGGUUAAGGGAAAACUUGGCGCUAUAAAUCGCGAGACAAAAAUUGACAAGGCGGACGGGAGUACGAGCUUUGUAAACUUGACGAGCGACGCGAAGCCUCCCCGGGUCUCGGAGGAGCGGCAGAAAGUUUCGGUAACGGAAAAAGAAGCAGAUGAUAACGCUGUAAAAUUAAAUCGAGCGACAAACUAUCGACGCGCGGAAAUAGAUCCUGAAAUCGAGCUGAAAAAUCGGAGACAGGGACGAGAGAAAAGAAUUUAUGACGUCGCAAACUGGAAGAUGACCGACUACUUUUACGAUGAUGAUAAGCUUUCUAGAAAUAAAUUAAGGGAGAAAUAUGUGGCUAAGUUAGACGAACUAGGUAACCUAGAUACGGAUCCCGAGAAUAAUUUGGUGCUUCUGAGAUUAAGAAAUAAUAAAUGGUCGAAUGACGUCGUCGAAUGGAGGCUGCUGCCGAUAAUAAAACGAUCGCCGUAUUAUGACGAUCGCGCCUUAUCAACAAUUCGUUUAAUGGAAAAAGAAACGCCUAUUUUAAGCAGCAUUAAAAACAGUCCAAGAUUUUGGCGACCAAAACACCGUAGAAGAAACGGCGUCUUUAAUAACUCGCCCAUACUGAAAAUAAUCGACAACGUUAACUUUCCGCGCGAAAUUCGUCGAAAAGCGAAGCAAACAUCUGAGAUGGAGAGGUUCGAGGAUUCACGGAUAGAUCCCAGAAUUAUUCUUAAAGUUCGAGAGCCAUCUCGACCAAGGAACAAUAAAAGAUCGAACGGCAAUGCAGAAUUCGGGACGCCCUUCGUAUCGAAAGAUCCUAAUCGCGAAUUCCGCGAGAUGCCUCGAUCCCGCGUACAUCCGGAGCUCGGCGACCGAGUAAUCUACGAUGGAGUUGGUCCGCAAUUGCCGGUGUGGCCGUAUCGACACCCGGUGUUACCAUGCGAUGUAAAUCCGAUGUUUCUUUUAAGUAACAAUGUUAAAGAGGAAAAAUGGGCAUUUCUAUCGUGA
Messenger RNA from Vollenhovia emeryi, 7425 nucleotides. RefSeq lists its product as uncharacterized. The record is from RefSeq and is a predicted model, not a curated record. NCBI's taxonomy places the organism in Eukaryota, Metazoa, Arthropoda, Insecta, Hymenoptera, Formicidae. The coding region runs from base 1 to 7425 and encodes 2474 amino acids. The transcript is spliced from 16 exons.